Molecule: messenger RNA, 864 nt
Organism: Linum trigynum
Lineage: Eukaryota; Viridiplantae; Streptophyta; Magnoliopsida; Malpighiales; Linaceae
Source: the annotation of a GenBank genome assembly
CACGAUCCUCCCGUCGCCGCCAUCGCUCACGCAGCCUCCCCUCAGCUCACGUCGCCUCGUUAUUUUCCUCUCUCUCGCUCCCGCUUUCCUUCUCCCACGCCUCUUUCUCAAAAUAACACUAGGUACAGCAGGUAAGCACUGAGUCCUUGCGCCGGCGCCGGAAGACGUUUCCACUCUCGGUCUUCUCGUUUUCCUGCUCUCGUUGAGUCCUGAUUCCUUCUCCUUCUUUUCGCUUCUGCAGGAAUCGAAUCGUAAUGAAUGGAGUCAAAUCGAAGGCUGGCAAGAGGACUGACGCCGCAUGAGUUGCAUCUCUUUGUCUCUCUCUCUGCUUAUUGUAUUCCGGUUGAAGCCGAAAGCGGCUGGAAGAUCGAAGAAGGUAGUUAACGAUCCAAACAAGCCUAAGAGGCCUCUCAGUGCUUUCUUCGUCUUCAUGGAGGAAUUCAGGAAGGAGUUCAAGGAAAAGAAUCCUAACAACAAAUCUGUCGCUGCUGUCGGAAAAGCUGGCGGCGAGAGGUGGAAGGCUAUGACUGAGGCAGACAAGGCUCCUUACAAGGCCAAAGCCGACAAAAGGAAGGCUGAAUAUGAGAAGUGUUAGAAUAAGAACCAUAUGUUGUUUGUCACGUGAGUGUUUGGUUGAGUCAUUUAGUUAGAUUCGUCGUCGUUUGGGGGUUAGCAUAGAUAAGUUACAGCAAGCAAUCGUGUAAGCUUGCUGAGUCAAAUUCUGUUAGGAGUUAAGUUAGUAAGUGGCGUUUCUUUAGGGGUAGUGGGCGGUAGAUAUGGGACUCUGUUUUCCAGCAAGUAGUCGAUUAGGGUCUGAUGUAUUUAAAACCUUUUGUCUACAUUCAAUAAGAUUGGUCAGUUUGU